AUGGCGCCGGAAAACGGCCCCUUGCCUCUUUCCUCCUUGCUCCUCCUUCUCGCGCUCUUCUUUGGACAGCUGUCAUUCCUUUCCGCUCAGAUCACCAUUCCGGUCGCGCGACAGCCCUUCCCUCCUCACCACAGCGCAUCGCAGAGCGCCGCCAAAGCGGCCUACUUCAGCAGCUUCGUGGAGGGAGGGUCCGCCAGCACAGCCGUCCCCCUUUCGGGGGGAAACCUUCCCCUGGGCCUGUUCCUGGUAAACGUAUCACUGGGCACCCCCCCGGUAGAUGUCCCGGUCAUCAUUGACACCGGGAGUAGUCUAUGUUUCGUUCAGGGGCCAGACUGCACCUCCUGCCCGGGGCCAAGCGUGUGCCAGAACAGCCCCUUUUCGGGGGGGUCGAGCUGCCCGUACGCGGGGCCGACAUACGACCCCCUGGUUUCGAGUACGGCGGUCACCGACCCCCCAUGUGGGCGGUGCGCGGCGCCUGGGGGGAUAGGAGAUACGGGCUGUCUGGGAAGGGGCUAUUCGGAGAACGGCACGUGUCAGUUUGAGAUCGGGUUUGGGAGCGGCAACGCGGCAGGAAAGUACGUUCAGGAUACGGUGUCGGUAGGUGGGGUCUCCUCCGGGGAAGCCCGCAUAUUUCUCGGAACGACAACUUUCCAGGCGGGCUUUGAGCAAGGCGCGGCCGGUCUGUUUGGGUUUGGGCCCACAGCCACGUCGUUGCCAUUCCAGCUAAAGGAGGCGGGCGCUCUGCCUUCCUCCACUUUCGCUCUCUGCCUCGCCUCCGGCCACAGCACCGGGGGCACGCUCUUUCUCGGGGGGGUCCCCACCCAGCCGGACGGUAGCCCCUACGCCGUAACCUACACGGGCCCCCUGCUGCAAAACCCGUCGGUCGAAUUCGCCAUCCCGAGUGCGACGGACGUUCUGGUGAACGGAGUUCCGGUGCCCGGGGCGGCAGCGAAAAUGGAGCGGGAUGCGGAGAGGGGUUCCAAGUGGAUCGUGGACUCAGGCACUACGCUCACGUUUCUUGAAACACCAAUUUACAACAGUUUGUUCGGCGCCAUCCAGCUGGCCACCGGGUGCCUCCACUCCGUCUCUCUCGGCGGUUUAGACUACGUUGAUCUCACGACGUGUAACCCACCUUUCCUGACGUUUUCGGACGGGGAGAUUUCUGCGCGCUUCCCGACGCUCACGCUCCAGCUGCAAGGCACGCAAGCGAUCGCGCGGCCGGCGUCGUAUACCUCCCGGUCCCAAAACGCUAUGGGGCCGUUCGUUCACCCGGGGAUCGCCAAUGGGGGCGAAGGCAAUGGAACAUGGGUCAUUGGUGACAGCUUCCUCACGGAUAACCUGGUACGGUGA
This is a messenger RNA of Klebsormidium nitens, 1350 nucleotides long. Lineage: Eukaryota; Viridiplantae; Streptophyta; Klebsormidiophyceae; Klebsormidiales; Klebsormidiaceae. The record is from the annotation of a GenBank genome assembly.